Thermochaetoides thermophila DSM 1495 is the source of this 1521-nucleotide messenger RNA. Its product is annotated as methyltransferase-like protein. The coding region runs from base 1 to 1521 and encodes 506 amino acids. The record is from RefSeq and is a predicted model, not a curated record. Gene Ontology annotation, molecular function: tRNA (uridine) methyltransferase activity. Gene Ontology annotation, biological process: tRNA methylation. The transcript has a single exon. Lineage: Eukaryota; Fungi; Ascomycota; Sordariomycetes; Sordariales; Chaetomiaceae.
AUGAAGUUCGAACCAGAGGAAUUGGCGGCUAAUGCCAACCCAGUCGUCAUCCAGGCCAUUCAAGAGGGCCAGGAACAAGCAGAAUGGCGCCCUCUCUUUCGCCACCCAUGUCACUUCGGCCCCGACAUCUUCGGCGGGGUCAUGUCCAACCUGAUCCAUAACCCCAACAUCAACUCAUCAUGGCUCUUCCGCGCCGAUAUUCUCCAUGAUGCCCCUGAUCCGCAAGCAAACAGUACUCUGCCAAUCCCCAUUCCUUCAUUUCGUGGCUUUGAACUGCGGCGGUGCAUUCUUCGCAGACUCAUCCCCCGAAACACGAGGAGAGACAAGCCCCUCGACCAAACCUGUCUGAUAUUCGAGGCUGCGUCGAGUCACUCGAAAGAUGACUCACAAACUCUUGUUGUCUAUCUGCCCCAUGUCUCGGCACCUUCAGAUAUGCCGUUUUAUCACCCAGUAGUGCGGGGGAUAGCAUUCCUGCAUGAGUGGAAUCCGGCAAAGUACUGCGGGUUUAUCUCCAUCUCCUAUCUCUACUUUUCAGAUUAUGACAAUUCCGAGCUUAAGCUCUCCAGGACGGCCUUUCGCUUGCUGGAAGUCAUCCACAAGCACGGCAAAGGCCGGUUGGCCGGCUAUCAGAAGCGAGUACUACAUGAUCAGGUUGUGCCCCAGGCCCGGGCGCAGGACACCUACCACAGGCUGAAGCUGCAGUAUGCGCGUGGCCUUAUAGACGGGUGGGCCGAAAGCACCGAUCCGGAGAAGCAUGUGUUUGAGGAUCUGUCAAUCGCGGCAUUCUUGAUCGAGCUGUGGGCUGAUAUGUAUGGCAAAGACCUCUUCCCGGGUUUUGUCGACAUCGGAUGUGGGAAUGGGCUUUUGGUCUACAUCCUAAACAAAGAAGGCUACGCAGGAUGGGGUUUCGAUGCGCGUUCACGCAAGUCGUGGGCGAAUUACAACACCAAGUUGCAAACCCCGUUUGGCGAGCAGGAUACUUUACAGCAAAAAGUCAUGCUCCCACCUCCAGUCAGCCGAGAGGGUUUGACUGACAUAUCUGAUGACUUGUUGGACGAGAGCCUUAUUCAUGACGGGCGUUUCCCGAAAGACACAUUUAUAAUCUCAAAUCACGCAGAUGAACUGACUCCUUGGACUCCGAUCGUUGCUGCCAUCUCUCAGUGUCCCUUCAUGGCCAUUCCUUGCUGCAGUCAUAAUCUGACAGGAGACAGAUUCCGCGCGCCUGCUCCUAAAGAGAAAGGCAAGGCAGAGUCAGCGUACUCGUCUUUGGUUGCUUGGGUUGCGGGUAUUGCGAAAGAUUGUGGUUGGGAAGUAGAACAAGAAGUUCUUCGGAUCCCAAGCACACGUAAUAUCGCACUCAUUGGACGCAGACAGUCGAAGCAAGACACACCUGUUGACUUCAAUGCUGUUGUCAACAAGUAUGGAGGGGCUGCGGGGUAUUGGAACAACGUAGCCAAGCUUAUCGCAGCAGCACGUACAACCGACGAACCAGACGAGCAUGAACACAGUAAUGGCGCUUAA